AUUUCCGGUGUCUUUGGGGAGGCGAUACUUCUCCCUUCCACUUUGUGUGAUGUCCAGUAAUUCCGCACUGUCUGAUACAUAUAUUACCCUCAGAGCCACGGCUGGUGCUGCAGCUUAUAUCUAGACCCGGUUCUGCGGUGAGAGCCAGAGGGUCUGACGGAGGAUCACAAUGUCUGAACUUUUUAUGGAGUGUGUGGAGGAGGAGCUGGAGCCGUGGCAGAAACAAGUUCCUGAAGUUCACUUGAUAGAUGAUGAUGAUGAUGAUGAGCCCAUCUUCGUUGGAGUGCUCUCUAAUAACCAGAAGGAGGGUAGGCCUAACCCGCCAUCUCAGAGUAACAGCGCAGGGAAACAAGAAAUCAAGCUUCCUGCUCCUCAGCCUGCCAUUGGCUCCUCACCCAUAAUGCUGCCGUUGAGUGUAACUGGAAAUGCAGUGAAUACUACAGCACCCAAUUUGACAACAGUGACCCCGCAGCCCGUUAUCGUCAAUAACCAGGGCUUUAUUGUCACUUCUCCUCAUCUAGCAAACAACAGUGACUUUAUUGCCUCUCUUGGGAGCCAGUAUCCUCCUGGGACAUCAUUUACAAUAGUACCAGCUGGGCAGCAGCAUCUGUUCCAGCAGAUCACCACUGCCACAGUAAUACCCGGUGCUGUCCACAGACCUCAGGUGCAACAAAUCAGCAACAACGUUGUGACUUUAUCCAACGUACAGAGUCCUGCUGUGUACUCAGCACAACCUCAUCAGCUGCAACUCAACUGGCCCAACUCGCAACCUCUUAAGACCUUUUCUUUGCCAGCAAAGGCCAUUACCAAUAACGAUAACAGAGAUCAAAUGUUAAUCAAGCGCGUGAUACCACCACAGCAAAUAGACAGCAUAGCAAAAAGAGCCAAGCUUGAAUUGAGGUCAGUGGAAAAUGGUGUAUUAAAGAAAAAGUGCCCAAAGUGUCCAGAGGAAUUCCUCACACAGGAGGCCCUGAAAUUUCACAUGGUGAGCUGCUGUGCAGUAGUAGAAGCUUCAGCUCCGUCAGCCGUGAACAUCGGUGCAAACAAACGCAUCAUGCUGGUUUCAGAUUUCUACUACGGCAGAUUUGACGGAGAUAAGAUCCAGAAGGAAGUGCAGAAACCCAACACAACUUUCAAGUGCCAGAGCUGUUUAAAAGUUCUCAAGAACAAUAUCAGGUUCAUGAACCACAUGAAGCACCACUUGGAGCUGGAGAAGCAGAACAGUGAGAGCUGGGAAAGCCACACCACCUGCCAGCAUUGCUAUCGACAGUACAUGACUCCGUUCCAGCUGCAGUGCCACAUCGAGAGUGCUCACAGCUCCAUCGAAUCCUCAACAAAUUGCAAGAUAUGUGAGCUGGCGUUUGAGUCAGAGCAGGUUCUCCUGGAACACAUGAAGGACAACCACAAGCCUGGGGAAAUGCCUUACAUCUGCCACGUCUGCAAUUACAGGUCGUCUUUCUUCUCAGAUGUGGAGACACAUUUCCGAAGUGUCCAUGAAAACACGAAAGACCUGCUCUGUCCUUUCUGUCUAAAAGUUCUUAGAAGUGGUCAUAUAUACAUACAACACUACAUGAAACAUCAGAAAAAGGGGAUCCAUCGCUGUGGAAAAUGCAGACUGAAUUUCCUCACAUACAGGGAGAAAGUGGAGCACAAGACUAACGUCCACAAAACCUUUAGAAAACCUAAAGCUCUGGAAGGUCUUCCUCCAGGAACCAAGGUGACCAUUCGAGCCUCCCUCACAGGAAAGACUCCAACAAUGCACAGCUCCAACGAUCAAUCCAGCCUUGUUGUCACUCCAGAAAGUUUCAACCAGCAAACCAAACCUCCUGUUGGUGUUUCCAAGUCAAACGUCUCUGCAGCAAAAGCCAAGACGAGCAAGAAGAAAGGCCCGUAUAACAGGCACAAUCUGUCGCUCAAGAACCUCAGAGUCGAUGAAAGACGCUUUACGUGCAUCGAGUGCAACACACAAGUGGACCACUUCUUUUCUCAUUUCCCAAUGAUUUCAAUUUGCGGUGCGUGCAAAUAUCGGACAAGUUGCAAGGUCGCCAUUGGGAAUCAUAUGAUAAGAUUUCAUAGCACCAUAACCAAAAACAGAUUCUUGAAAAUGAAUCACCACAAAUAUUCAUCUGCACCAAAAUUAACCCUGGUCUGUCUCAACUGUGACCUCCUCGUGGACGCAUCAGGCGGCGACCUGAUGACCAAACAUUUAACGGACAGACCAAAUCACAUAUGCAAAGUCAUUCAGGAAAAGGCAGAAAUCAAAGCCAAAGAUCGAGUUCAUCUCUUCUUGAGGCAGCCAUCAAAUUCUUUUUAUCUCUUGACGACGGUGCCUGUUCAAAGACCAAAGGAAAUUGAAUUGAAAGUGGUUGAAAAGCGAACUUCCGCCACUGUGGAAAGGCCAGAACCGAUUGUACCAGCAGUCCUUUUUCUGGACGGAGUAACGUGUGUCAACAGUCAGAAAUUUGUUUUGAACUAUUAGGAAAUACACUGCCCGGCUUCAGCAAUGUUUUGUGCAUGAGACAUCAUUUUCACACAUGGAUUGGCCACCACAGAGGCCAGACCUGAACCCGAUUGAGAAUCUUUGGGAUGUGCUGGAGAAGACUUUGCGCAGUGGUCCGAAUCUCCCGUCAUCAAUACAAGAUCUUGGCGAAAAAUGAAUGCAAGACAGAAAUAAAUGUUGUGACAUUGCAGAAGCUUGUGGAAAUUAUGCCACAGCGAAUGCGUACCAUAACCUAAUAAAGGUGGUCCAACGAA
Messenger RNA from Eleginops maclovinus (Patagonian blennie), 2754 nucleotides. RefSeq names its product zinc finger protein 280D (gene znf280d). Gene Ontology annotation, biological process: regulation of DNA-templated transcription. The coding region runs from base 170 to 2479 and encodes 769 amino acids. The record is from RefSeq and is a predicted model, not a curated record. NCBI's taxonomy places the organism in Eukaryota, Metazoa, Chordata, Actinopteri, Perciformes, Eleginopidae. The transcript has 18 exons. Gene Ontology annotation, molecular function: RNA polymerase II cis-regulatory region sequence-specific DNA binding; DNA-binding transcription factor activity, RNA polymerase II-specific.